AGUAUAAAUCUUUCUCACACCUGUUCAGUCAUCUCAGCAACACGAUGCAGCUCACAUUGAUCUUGACCUUUGGAUUAUUCUGUGUGACCAGGAGCCAGUUUGUAGGACGAUGUACUACAAAUCCACUAAUAUGCUGCAAAGGAGUGGACAGUGCAUGUAGGAGAGUAGAUUGCUACUGUGAUCAGUACUGCACCUCCAAUGGCGACUGCUGCCCGGACUACAACCUUGCAUGUGAUGCAGUUGCAGCAACAACAGCAUCUUCCAAAGUGGCAACAAGUAUUUCUGGAACAAGUUCAACAUUGUCAACCACAUAUACAUCUUUAAACUCAUCGCCCGUGAGCACAGCCAGUACUGGCACAACGAAACUGGGUGCCGUAUCUACAGUUUAUGUUACUAAAACUCCAGAUAUAAGCACAUCAAAUACUCCUAUAUUUACACAGAGCACAACAAAUAAUAAUUUAUCAAAAAUCAGCAAUCAGACAUCUUUUACUACUGGUAACACCGUUAGUGGUCUAACUGGUAUAUCCACAUCAACUACCAGUAAGUCAGCUCUUACCGUAACUACUAACACCACAAGUAAUACUUCUUCUGGAAUGAGUGCACCGAUCGCCUGGAUAUCAACCACAGUUUCAACAGUCAACAUCAUACCAACACUGGUUUCAAAAGCUCCCAAUAUUAGCAGUCCUAUGUAUAAUGUAACUGACACUCAACAGCCAACAAAAGUGACGGCAACUUCCAGCUAUACAUCUGUUGCUGCUUAUAGUGGUGCCAGUAAUUUAACAAACUCUUUGACCACAAUUAAAACAGCUGGAGCAUCAGUGUCCACAGCAACGCCAGUUAGUCCAACUGGGGCAUCAACUAUAGGCAGUAGUAGUCCUAGUGUACCUUAUAGUUCACUUUACAAUAACCUUAGCAGUCUUACAUCAGGAGUUAAUGCAACAAGCACAUUCAAAACAACUGUAAUGCCAUCAGUUAGCACAACACUAUCCGUAGCUUUGGCAUCAACUAAUAUAGCCAGCAGUCCUACAACCAUGGUGACUAUAUCACUGCGUACAACUAUGGAUAAUGUGAAUCCUAUUAAUACCUCACUUUCAGCUGUAAGCACUACCAGAACAGCUGGACCAGCACUUGGCAGCACUGUAUCACCGGCAGGCAUAGCUUCCAGUACCACAAACAACCCAGUAACAUUAACAAGCAACACAACUGCUACAAGCAGAUUAAGUGAAUCAACUGCAACCAAUAGUAGUACUUUACCUUCUCAAGUGCCAACAGUUGGCACAGCAACAUCAACAUUUGCAGUCACCUCUGGUAUCACUACCAGUCCCACAAUCAAUGCAACUACAGGAAAACAACUAUCUAAUGUAACCAUUCCAAUAAACACUACAGCUGUAGCAAACCUUGUCAACCUUACCAGUAACAUAAUGCCAACCAGUUCAGUAGGAAUGUCAACACAAAGUACAAGUAUGUCAGCACUUGGAAGCAACGCUAUACCUAUGCUAAAUGCAACAACCACCUUAAGAACAACUGAACCACAAGUCAGCACCAUAGCUUCAAGUGCAUUUCUUAAUGCAUUAAGCAGUACAACCUUACCACAGACAGCUACAACAUCACUGUCUACAACCACUGUACCAGUCUUAGGUAUAAAUACUACCCGAUCUCUCACAACAUUAGUUUUAAAUGCAAAUACAACUAUUCAGACAGCCAGCACUAGUAUUACACCUGGGUUGGCUAACACUUCCAGCAGUGCUAUUUCCUUGGUUAAUAUACCCAUCACACCUAGCGUGAGCGACCCUCCCCUAACUAGUACCAAAGCCAGCACAGUUACAACACAAUCUGCAAUGUCUUCUAGUGUGACCAACGCGCUGACCUCCAUUACAAAUGGAUCAACCACCUUAAGAACAACUGGGCCACUAGUCAGCACCAUAACUUCAAAUGCAAUCCUUAAUGCGUUAAACAGUACGUCUUUACCACAGACAGCUACAACAUCGCUGCCUACAACCAGCACAGUUACAAGACAAUCUGCAAUGUCUUCUAGUGUGACCAACCCGCUGACUUCCAUUACAAAUGUAUCAACCACCUUAAGAACAACUGGACCACAAGUCAGCACCAUAACUUCAAAUGCAAUCCUUAAUGCGUUAAACAGUACGUCUUUACCACAGACAGCUACAACAUCGCUGCCUACAACCACCGUACCAGUCUUAGGUAUAAAUACUACCCGAUCUCUCACAACAUUAGUUCUAAAUGCAAAUGCAACUAUUCAGACAGCCACCACCAGUUUUACACCUGGGUUGGCUAACACCAGCAGUUCUAUUUCCCUGGUUAAUAUAUCUAUCACACCUAGAGUGAGUGACCUUCUCCUAACUAGUACCAAAGCCAGCACAGUUACAACACAAUCUGCAAUGUCUUCUAGUGUGACCAACCUGCUGACUACUAUAACAAAUGGGUCAGUACCUUCCUCUUUAGCAUUCGGAAUAACUUCAGUUACCAGUAAAACACCUAUGACUCCAACAAAUACCACUAGCCAAGCUACUGGUGUUUCAAUACCAAGCACAGAGGCUACUGCAUCAAACAAUGGUGUACAAAAUAACACACAAACUGUUGUUCCAUCAGUCACAAUUACGACUCGCCCUGCUUUAAACAGUUUUUCUCAAGGGGUAACUCCAUCUACUUCAUCUACUGCAGCAUUCACUAUUCAGCGAAUUGCUGCAGAUGCCAUGCUACCACUGAACAAGUCAACAGAUCUUCAGUUAUCAUCUACAACAGCAAAUAUUCCUUCAAUUAUGACAAGCAAACCUGCCCAAACAUCCUUUAACACCACAAAUAGUGUCCUACAGAAUUCUACUCUUACUCAAGCAUCAUUGAUGAACUCAGGUGCUACAGGAUCUUCUCAAAUUAGUAGUACAACAGGACCUGUCACGUCAGCUCUGUGGAGUAGCUCUUCAGAAAAAGCCAGCAGCCCCGAUAAAACCUUCUUUUCAACUAAACCCUCAGGUUCUCCAGUUUCAUAUUUUUCCGAGGGACCAGUUCCAUCAACUAACAGCAACAGACCCUUCAAUAUUUCUCUUCCAACUGAAGAGACAGCUGGACCCAUUCUGGAAGUCAAAACCAGCCCAAGAAAGCUAACUGGCAAGAGGAAGAAACUUAAUUCCAUAUUAUGGCAUAUGCUGUUCUCUGAUCUCAUGAGCAGUAAAGAUUUAAGUCAGAAUGCCAGUAACGUUAAUGGUACUAAUGAGCCUAUUGGACAGCUGGAACUUCACAACCAAACAAGAGAUAAAGGCUUUAAACAUUCUGUUGAAAUUCUCCAUCUGAGUUACUUGAAAAUAAAAGGAGGCGAUGAUGAAUUAGAUUCCGGAAAGUUUAUACAUGAUAUUCGGCAGCUGCUUGAAGAGGAUGUUGAGGACCAAGGCUUUGAGCCCCCAGAAAAGGCAAAUCCCUGAUCCAAGACUACUGUUUCACUUACGCACGAAGGAAGAAUAAUAUAUGUAUUAUCACAAUGGACUUCAUAAAUUCAGAGGCUAAAUUCAGAGUACAGUAGAGCCCGUUCCUGACCAAUCCGUGAUUUGUGAUUACAUCAAUAUCCACUGUAUAUAAUUGAGUGUUUUUUAGUAGUUUCUAAAUCCUUUCUGGUAAUGAGAUGUGAAACAUGAAUAUUGUAGAACCUUUACUAGAGGAGAAAUAAAGAUUUCUAUCUUA
Messenger RNA from Rana temporaria (common frog), 3693 nucleotides. RefSeq names its product mucin-5AC-like. The record is from RefSeq and is a predicted model, not a curated record. Lineage: Eukaryota; Metazoa; Chordata; Amphibia; Anura; Ranidae. The transcript is spliced from 9 exons. The coding region runs from base 45 to 3437 and encodes 1130 amino acids.